Messenger RNA from Blastocystis hominis, 629 nucleotides. RefSeq names its product Ribosomal protein L21. Gene Ontology annotation, molecular function: structural constituent of ribosome. The transcript has a single exon. NCBI's taxonomy places the organism in Eukaryota, Bigyra, Opalinata, Blastocystidae. The record is from RefSeq and is a predicted model, not a curated record. Gene Ontology annotation, biological process: translation. Gene Ontology annotation, cellular component: ribosome; cytosolic large ribosomal subunit. The coding region runs from base 130 to 603 and encodes 157 amino acids.
GUUUUCUGCACUUACUAAGGGAAGGUUGGUAUUCUAUCUCUUUCUGGGGAAUUCUAAUUUUCUCAGGAAACAUAUUUUUGUGAGAGUUUUGAAGAUUUGGAGAAUAGUAAAGCUUAUUUUGUGUAGACAAUGCCUCACGCUAACGGUUAUCGUGCCCGUACUCGUUACAUGUUCAAGAGAGCAUUCCGCUGCCAUGGAGUGAUUCCUCUCUCUACUUUCAUGCGCUCCUACCAUGUUGGUGACUACGUCGAUAUUGUAGCCAAUGGAGCUAGCCAUAAGGGUAUGCCUUUCAAGGGAUACCAUGGUCGCACUGGAGUCGUUUUUGAUGUGACUAAGACUGCUAUUGGCGUUGAGGUCAACAAGCAGGUGAGAAACCGCAUCAUCAAGAAGCGAAUUCACGUCAAGGUCGAGCAUGUUUUGCCUUCCAAGUGCAGAAUUCAGCACCUGAACCGUGUGAAGCAGAACGAGGCCAUCAAGGCUGAGAAGAGAGCCGAGAAGGUGUGCCUGAAGCGCAUUCCUGCCCAGCCUCGUGCUCCUCACACCGUAGUUCCCACCAAGCCUAUCAAGACGGUGUUCGUUCUUCCUUAUGAAAUUCUUGCUUAAGCUUUGGUGUCAUUCUAGUAAGAUGC